AGACGGCCAUUUGUAGCAGCGCUGGAGGCUGCGCUCGGCAGGCGCUGCGGGGCCGUGUAGAGGAGCGCGACCCCCGGCCGCAGCCGCCCCCGGCCCCCGCGGUCGCCAGGCUUCGUCGCGCGUCGGGCGGGACCCGGCCAGCCCCGGCGCCGCGCUGCCGCGCGCCCCGGCCGCCCCGGCAGCUCCCGGCCCGCGGGACCCCCGCCCGGCCGCUCGCCCGCAGCCCGCCGGCCGCGCACGUCUCCCGAGCCGGGCCUAGGGCGGGCGGCGGCUCGGCGUGGCCGGGCCGGGCUCGGCGGCGUCCCCAUGGCCGCGGCGGGGUGGCGGGACGGCUCCGGGCAGGAGAAGUACCGGCUCGUGGUGGUCGGCGGGGGCGGCGUGGGCAAGUCGGCGCUCACCAUCCAGUUCAUCCAGUCCUAUUUUGUGACGGAUUAUGAUCCAACCAUCGAGGAUUCCUAUACAAAGCAGUGCGUGAUAGAUGACAGAGCAGCCCGACUAGAUAUUCUGGAUACAGCAGGACAAGAAGAGUUUGGAGCUAUGAGAGAACAGUAUAUGAGAACUGGAGAGGGUUUCCUGUUGGUCUUCUCAGUCACAGAUAGAGGCAGUUUUGAAGAAAUUUAUAAAUUUCAAAGACAGAUUCUCAGAGUAAAGGAUCGUGAUGAGUUCCCAAUGAUUUUAAUUGGUAAUAAAGCAGAUCUGGAUCAUCAAAGGCAGAUAACACAGGAAGAAGGACAGCAAUUAGCACGACAACUUAAGGUAACAUACAUGGAGGCGUCAGCAAAGAUUAGAAUGAAUGUAGAUCAAGCUUUCCACGAACUUGUCCGGGUUAUAAGGAAAUUUCAAGAGCAGGAAUGUCCUCCUUCACCAGAACCAACACGGAAAGAAAAAGACAAUAAAGGCUGCCAUUGUGUCAUUUUCUAAGAAUCCCUUGAGUUUUAGCUUCCAACUGCCAGGAAAAGCCCUCAUCUUCCCCCUCUCUCCUUAUGGUUUACAUCUUGUUGGUACCUUUCUAGCCUUAGACAUACAUCACCAUGGUAGCCUUAGACCAGAAGCUGGCUAAUCCUUUCUGUGAGCUACUCCUAUGGUCAUUUCAAGACAGAUUUAAAGGUAACACUAAGGCUGCUUCAAAGAUUAUUUGAUUCUUUUAAAAUAUGUAUAUACACAGACAUUCUUAUUUAAGGGCUUACAUUUUAAUAGAGAAAAAUCAGUUUUGGAAUGCAGCUGUUUGACAAGCCUAAGUCACAGGUUGUGAAAUAAUUUUUAACUUCUGGAGUCCUAUUGCCUACUGUUCUCUACAUAGAAGCAUAGGGAGUUUUUUUAAAAUGUGAAUUUUUGCCUAUCUAAAAAUUUUGAUGUCAAUUUUAGUUAACCUGAAAUACACUGAAUUAAAUCCAUAAACAUGAGACAUCUCAGACCUUUACUGAUGCUAUAGUCUUUGUUUUCCAGUAGCCAAAAAUACCAAAAUGCCUAUUGUAUUUAUAGAUUAAAACCUGCUUAUAAAGUCUUUAUCAUUAUUCCUCCUUUUAAGAUGAUGAUAUUCUAUGUGGCCAAAUAUUUGAACUCAUUCUGGACUUAGGCGUUUCGAUGGUCUUGGUUUUUCAAUUGAAGUAUCUUCACAGCCAUAUUGAGAGGAAAAGUAAAUAAUUUCUGUCUUCCUUUUCAAGUAUUUCUGGAUAAGGGAUUCAAACAACUAAAACUGUUUUUGUUUGUAAUAUAAAAUAUGGAAUUGAUCUUUCCAGGGUCAGAGAUGAUUAAUCUUUUUGCUAUAUACUUUUAUACAUUAUUUUCUUAUCAAACUAGUUAACAAGUAUUUUUAUAUGUUUGUAAGCAAAUAUGCUUUCACAGCAUACCUUGUGUAUAUGUAAAGAUAAGUAUUUAAUUCUCACUGUUCACUUUUAACUGACAGAAAAAAGAGCAAAACUGCAGAAACUGUGGUAGAACUUUACUUACUGUUCUGGUCCAUUUGUGCCCACCUUCGGCCAGUCACAUUUUCUCAAGAAACCUUCCCAAUAGAGUACAACAGGAUGUGAAUCUGAAAUCACUUUCAGUAUCCCCUACUAGAUAUUGACUGUUCUAUCAAGUAGUAAGUGUCAAAUUUUUCAUUAAGGAUUAGUAAAACUGUGGGUGGCUUCUGAUUUUGUUUUUAAUUCCGUGGAUUGUGUUUAAACAAUUCAAAAGUAUGUUCUUGAUGUUGAGAUGCUAAGUGGUAUUGCACAGUUGUCACUUUACUGAAUGUGUACAACAGGUCCAUGAGGUUUUGUAAAGCGUGCCCUUGUAUAGCUUCAGGUGCUAGAAUUAAAAUUGAUCUGCUAUCACAAGA
Molecule: messenger RNA, 2320 nt
Organism: Talpa occidentalis (Iberian mole)
Lineage: Eukaryota; Metazoa; Chordata; Mammalia; Eulipotyphla; Talpidae
Gene: RRAS2
Product: RAS related 2
Exons: 6
Coding region: 307-921 (204 amino acids)
Biological process (GO): signal transduction
Cellular component (GO): plasma membrane
Molecular function (GO): GTP binding; GDP binding; GTPase activity
Source: RefSeq, a predicted model, not a curated record